This is a messenger RNA of Rotaria sp. Silwood2, 696 nucleotides long. The record is from the annotation of a GenBank genome assembly. NCBI's taxonomy places the organism in Eukaryota, Metazoa, Rotifera, Eurotatoria, Philodinida, Philodinidae.
AUGGAUCUACGUAUAGUAAAAUUACUCUGCAUUAUGGCCUUUCAAUUUCUUGUCUACCAUCUCUUAUUGACGCUGAGUGACAUCUAUGUAGUAUACUUUAUCGAACGUAAUCGUGAUACCUAUAAAUUUUAUUGUCUUACAAAUGCUCGUUUAAUAACGUUUAAAGCAAUUUCACCUGAAGGUUGUUCUAAUCGAACAGAUUUAUCUUGUUCUCUUCAAAUGUGCAUAAAUGUUCAUUCUUUCUCGAUUAAAUUAGUAGAAGUUUAUCUUUCAUCGAUUCUCAUUGCCAUGAUAUAUACAUAUCAUCAAACUGUUCGUUUAUGGUCGUGUUUUUUUGCUUUAUUUGUUAUCAUAAUCACCAGUUUUGGCACUGAUUUUGUUCUUCUUUCUGAUAAAAUACUUUCUAUUAGUUUUACACUGUGUAUUGCAUUAAACAUUAUAUUGAUGUUUGCGACAGCAUGUAUGCCUUCAAUUAUCCAAGAUCCAUUAAGUUUUCUUUGUGGACCUGACGACUUAUCGAUUGAUCGCUAUGAAUUUCUUCAACAUGAUACUUCAAUACAAGUACGUUUUUAUCGAUGGAUACAGAAAAUGAAGAAACAAUGGAAUAUUGAAGAAGAAAAAUUAAUUGUAACUACGAUUGUUGGCAUAGUUACAAGUAGUAUUUGGAUAACUUAUGCUGUUUAUGUUUCUCCGUAA